Molecule: messenger RNA, 1543 nt
Organism: Penaeus monodon (black tiger shrimp)
Lineage: Eukaryota; Metazoa; Arthropoda; Malacostraca; Decapoda; Penaeidae
Product: techylectin-5A-like
Exons: 2
Coding region: 31-798 (255 amino acids)
Source: RefSeq, a predicted model, not a curated record
AUCGCUCUACUUCCUCAGAGUCCCGCUAAGAUGAGCCCACCGGCAAUAGCAAGCUUGCUGUUCCUCGUGACCUUGGCGACGACGGAGGGCCUCGUGGGAAACGAAACCGUGCUCGCGGGCUUCCCGGGCCUGGGCCAUCGCUUCCGGAACUGCCACGAGGUGCAGCAGGCCAUCGCCGGCAGCGCCGACGGCGUGUACGUGAUCUUCCCGUACGACUGCUGCCCCGAGCGGCCCGUGCGCGUGUGGUGCGACAUGACGACCGACGGCGGCGGCUGGACGCUCAUCCAGCGGCGCGACGACUACGCUGAGCAGGAGGACUUCUUCCGGACGUGGACCGAGUACGUCCUCGGCUUCGGCAACGUGGCCAAGGACCACUGGCUCGGCCUCGACCACAUCCACGCGCUCACGAGCCAGAGCCUGAACCAGAUCCGCUUCGACCUGGCCGACUUCGAGGGCGAAUCCCGCUGGGCCAAGUACAACUUCUUCUACGUGCACGACAGCAGCAACUCCUACAAGCUCGAGGUGAACUCCUACAGCGGCGAUGCCGAAGACUCCUUCACUACCCACGGCGGGAAUAGGUUUUCCACCAAGGAUCGCGACCAGGACCUGGCGGAUUCAAACUGCGCAGAAUCGUACAAGGGCGCUUGGUGGUACACGAAAUGUCACGCGACGAAUCUCAACGGCUUGUACUACAGGGGACACCACGAGUCGUAUGCAGAUGGAAUUAACUGGUAUGAUUGGCACGGACACCAUUACUCCUUGAAGACAGUGACUAUGAAGAUCAAACCAAAGUUCUAGAAGGUGGUCGAACUAAAUGUUCUACAUCUUCAGAUUGUUAAAUAUCAUAGAAAUGUUCACGUUCGGGAAAAAAAGAAAGAAAAAAAAUGGAGAGGGAGAAAACUGAAGAUUUUUUUUCUUUUUUUGCGUGGUUCAUGUAAAUGUUAAACUCUCAUAUUGCUCUCUUUUUCCAUUUGAAUAAAUUUUCAUUCACUUUACAGAAAAAUAAAAUGUAGUAAAAAGCCAAGAACCUACAGAUUAGUGCUAGUGUUUGUUUAAUAAAUUUAGAAGAGUUGGUAACAUUUUUAUUAGAAAUUUGAAGUUUCUAACGAACAGUUGUUGUCAAGAUCCUACAGAAUCAUAUUAAAAAGGUGCUUGAAUUAUUUUAUUGCACAGGUUUGAUUAAAGACACUAAGCCCUUUACGCAAAUUGCUAAAGCAUAAAGAAAGAAAGAAAAAAAAAUCUGGGACCUAAAAAAAAGUUGCAGUGGAAGUAAUAAUUAUGGCUUAUGAGCGAUAAAUAUUUAUUAAUGUCUCUCCUCCUCCUCUCUCCUUCUUUAUCCUCGCUUUCUCUUAUACACUCCUCCGUUCUCUUUAUUCCUACGUAACAGUCCUCCUCCAUUUUAUUUCUUUUAUAGAAAUUCAACAUCUAAAAACAUAAUUUUCCUGCAAUUGAAUAUAACAACACUAAUGAUAACAACAACAGAGAGAUAUCAUGUUUAUUCAACGCAACACAAUUUUGGAAAUUGACCUAAAAAAAAAAAAAA